Daphnia pulicaria is the source of this 2078-nucleotide messenger RNA. RefSeq names its product F-box-like/WD repeat-containing protein TBL1XR1. Gene Ontology annotation, cellular component: histone deacetylase complex. The record is from RefSeq and is a predicted model, not a curated record. The transcript has 11 exons. The coding region runs from base 207 to 1679 and encodes 490 amino acids. Gene Ontology annotation, biological process: apoptotic process; regulation of apoptotic process; regulation of transcription by RNA polymerase II. Lineage: Eukaryota; Metazoa; Arthropoda; Branchiopoda; Diplostraca; Daphniidae. Gene Ontology annotation, molecular function: transcription corepressor activity; protein binding.
GAUGAAAACCAUUGCAUAGCGUGCUCGACAGUCACAGCGUGCACAAACGCAUGGUUGGUUUUUUGGUUUCGUUCCAACUUCCAAGUCAUCUAAAGCGUGCUGCAUGCUGGUUGUGUGCUUUUUUUCUGGCAAAUCUUGAUUUUUAAAAAAAUUUAAUUACUUGAUUUCUCGAAAAUUAUCCAAUUCGCAACUAUUGUCUUUACAUUAUGGACGCCGUGAAGAAACCCUUUAGACUAAUAAGUCACGAUCGACGAGUCCAGUAUGGUGUUGGAGUUGAAAGUGUUGCAGAAGUUAUUUGUAAAACUAGAACACUCUUCAACUUGGGUGUAGAUGAAAAUAUUGUAGUAGUACUCGAGGAAGAUGGAACCAGAGUGACCGAGGAUGGGUUUCUGUUACUAUUGGAAAAUCACACAAAGCUGAUGAUUCUUAGAAACAAUACACAGUGGACGCAACAACCAGGAACAUUGGAAGAAGUACAUCAACAGAUUGACAUACAGAAUGUUAAAUUCAACGAAAGAAAGAGGACAAUAAUGGCUGCAGAUGAAAUUGGGGGAUACUGCAUCAGUCUUUUCCAUCCAAAGCUUCCCAUUCUUGCCUUUGCUGGGUAUUUAAAGGAAGUAUUGUUGUUUAAAGCUGAAAGUUUUGGCACUCCAUUUUCAAAUUGGAUUGAAAGUAACCGAUUUGGACUUCAUUCUCAAAUUCCGAAACAAGUGUCAACCUUAGAAUGGAAUGCAAAUGGAACUCAGUUGGCUGCUGGAUGUGCAGAUGGUACCAUUGUUGUUUGGAACUAUCCAAAUGGAGAUGUUCUUUUCAAAAUAAAACAUUGCAGUGGGUUAGAAAUAAUGGUUUGGAAUCCAUUUAGACCUGAUUUGCUUGCAUCUCUUGAUAUUAAUUAUACAAAUGUUUUGAUAUGGAGCACAAGCGGAGAGGCGAACAAUCUUUUUUGCACAAUUGAUGGGCGUCAACACAUCACUGUAAUAAAAUGGGUGGCUAACAACCAAGUUGCUGUCGGUUUUAGCAGUGGUUUAAUUGAAAUUUGCGAAAUUAUCGAAAGCCUACCUGUUCGUACCUACCGAGUUAGUCAGAAGUUCAGGCAGGAGGGGGAAAUAACUGACCUCGCAUGGAAUGAAAGGUUGCAGUUAUUGGCUGGGGCAUCCAACAGAUGCGAACAGAUUUGGUCUAAGAACAGCGUAUUUCCUGUCCACAGCGUGCAGUUUGCUUCCUCUUGUAAUACUUUGGGUUGGCUUCCUGCAGUAAGAAUUGGAGGUGGAACUUCAUUUGCAAGAAAUGCUAUCGAAAAUAGAACCUUGGUUUGUGGAUUGAGUAAUGGAUUAACUGUUGUCUGGAAUCCCUUGGAAAACGACAUAGCCAAAAGGCAAACAAUGCUGAGGGAAAAUUCCUACGAUUGUCCAAUACAUGCGCUCUCCUUCUCAUCCGAUGGUCGAUUCUUAGCCUCAAUUAAUGAUAUUUCGAGAAUCGUUAUCUGGUCAACCAAAACUUGGUUGCCGGUUUUCAGCUGUCUACUUAAUGCUGUAGAGGGGGAUGAAAACCGGCCUCUCAUGUCUUGGAUGUAUUCGGACCCGUCUGUAGUCGCCACUUACAAAUUGGCUGGCAAUACAUAUCACUCCGGAAAUGAGAUCCAACUUCUUGAGGGCGCCAUACCCAACCCGACAGACUAAAGCGAAUCAAAAUUAAAUCUGGUUCGGCGAAGUCUCCUCUUGGAUUCUUCAGAUCUCUGGAUUAUUUGUCUGGGUGUUUUCUUCUUAAAGUUCACUACGAGAAACGAGACGUCGUUCGUGAUCCGUAGGAAAGCUCGUGUCCGUCUUAAUUUAACCACCUUAUUCGUUAAUUUUUUAAUCCAGUAAAGUUUUGUUGUCUUCCUUUUACCAAGAUUACCAAUGAAUGUAUAUCAAACAUUCAUGUUUGCGUCACACUCUUUGGUUGGAUUUUUUUAGCUUGCUCCGAUGCGUUAAUUCCUGUUUUAUCUUGAAAUUUAAAUUUGUUGUCUUGUCUUAUUCAAGUUAAAUGGAACUUUGCGCAUGGCCUUACAUUGAAUAAAAUUUGACCAGGAAAAUUCA